AUGACUGAUGACCUGAAAGAGCAUGCGAAGAAGCUGCUGACUUCAAUUCAGGACCAGGAGAGGGAAGUCAACUACACAGAGGGACGUGCAUCUGCCCCCAUCGAUUUGGGAAUAAGCAUCUCCAAGGAUAAUGUGGCUACUUCUUCCCCCAAGACAAUGGAGGCCCAAGCUGUGGCCGAUGCCAGCGGAAAGAAUCUUGGGAAAGACGCCAAGCCCGAGGCACCAGCUGCUAGAUCGCGUUUUUUCUUGACACUCUCUCGGCCUGUACCAGGACGUCCUGGGGACCAAGGCUCGGAUUCAUGGGCUGCAUCAGGCAGGCUUGAUGUCAGCCCAGGCAUAGCGCCUGCGAACAAAGACCCAAGUGAGCACGGGGCACUUCCGGUGGCAGCUGCACCCGGGCCGGCUGCAGAUAAAACGCCAGAGUGCAUUGAGGCCAAGCAGCAGGCUCUCCCUGCCACCUGUCCGCCUGCACCUUCACCACCUGAGUCCCAGGCAGAAGGCCCCUCCAAGCCGAAAGACUUCAGCUUUUUCGACAGAUUAUUUAAACUAGACAGGGCAAGAGAAAGCACACCAGUUGACAGCCAGCCUGAAGAAGCCCAAGGGUUGAGAGACCAAGACCAGGUCACCGAGGCUCCUGCUUUGCCAGGGAAUCCUCAUGGUGUCCCUGCUGUGGAGGACAUAGUCAACAGUGAGGGGCGAGGACAAGAAGUUGACACUCUGAGUUAUUCUGUCCCUGGGGAUCCAGAGGUGCUGGGGACCAAGAAGGAGGACCCCCAGGAGGUAGAUACCACAGAGAGUAGUAACUCCAUCAUGAGCUUCUUCAAGACCCUCGUUUCCCCUAGCAAAGCUGAAACAAAAAAGGAUCCAGAAGACACGAAGGCAACCAAGGCAGACAAUGUCUGCGAUGGACAUGCUGGCCAGAAGAUGUUGGAGACUCAGGCUAAGAGCAAGAAGAAACGCCUGGACAGCCCCAGGAUAGGACUCACCUUUAGAAAGUUCUUUAGGCAUAAGGAGACUGAAAACUCACCUAGUACUUCAGCCAAUCUCAAGUCAGAUAAAGCCAACUUCACACCCCAGGAGCCUCAAGGGGUGACCAAGAGUUCGAAAGGCUGCAGCCCACCAAGUCAUGUGCCUCCUGCAGCAGCCAGCGACCCAAGAGAAGGCAGCAAGGAGAAGUUGGGGCCCACCGCACUGCCUCUGGGAAAGCUGUUUUGGAAGAAGUCAGUUAAAGAGGAUUCACUUUCCACAGGUGCAGAGGAGAAUGUGGUGUGUGAGCCACCGGUAGAAACUGUAAGGUUUGAGGAAGUAGAGCCUGCCUUACAAACUGUGGAUCUCAGCGAAGAAGAGGCCCAGCCUGAACCCACAGAUGUAAAAGUUAAAGAAGAAAACAAACCCCGGAGGACCCCUCUGAUGGCGUUUCUCAGACAAAUGUCAGUGAAAGGGGAUGGAGGGAUCACCCACUCAGAAGAAAGUAAUAGGAAAGACUCCAGUUGCCAAACGUCAAACUCCACAGAGAAGACGCCCUCGCCCCCGGAGCCAGAGCCAGAGCCCGCACCAACAGCCCAGAAAAGCAAGGAGACCUCGAAGGAGAAGAAGUCGGUGGACAAGAAGUCUGUGGCUGAGACCAACAAGCAGAAGGGCAGCAAACAGGAAGCCAGAGAACCGGCGCAGUGUGCGCAGCAGCCUGUGGUGGAGGUAAACUCAGCUCAGAGUGGGGACAAGCCCGUAAAGAGGUCCGAGAAGCGGCGACAGUCCCUCGGGGGCUUCCUGAAGGGGCUGGGACCAAAGCGGAUGUUGGAUGCUCAAGUGCAGACGGACCCCGUAACUAUUGGACCAGUUGGAAAAUCUAAGUAAACAAAUCACUCAGGUCCUCCUCCACUCCAUCUCCCGUCCAGACUCACUCUGUGUAUAUAUUUGUCUUUCUCCUGGCCAGCCAAUGAAAUUCUGCCUACAACUUCGACCUGAAUUGUUGUAGAUUGAGGUGUAUUAUUUAGGUCUCUGGUUCAGUCUUUCCUGGCAAUAUAACUGUAAAAAUGGGUUAGCAGGUUAACUACUUAAUCCAGAAGAGCUGGUGAGUGCCAGACGUGGGAUGGAGGAGGUAGAUGAAUGCAUUUGUGUUAAGUUAUGAAAAGAUGGCAGUAUCCAGUAAGUUGCAGAGGAAAAAUGCAAAAAAAAAAAAAAGAAAAGAAAAAAAAGAAUAUUUUGCUUUGUAGCAGAUGUUGACUCAUACCCUAAGCCUGAACAGGGAAGGGAAGAUCUAUUUGUUUCAGUUCACACUUGGAGGAAGGAGGACUCUGGGUAGGCCCUGUGGGCAUCUGCCCCCUUCCUGGAAUGGAAUGUGUGGGGUAUAUAAAGAGGAAUGGGUAAGAGUCAGUUUUCAAAUAGGACCCUUGAAAGUUAUCGGGGAAGGGAGUGAUUGACUGGAGAGGGAUUGCAAUGAUUUGGGGGAACAAUUAUUUCUGAGGUGUAGGGACAAGGGCCUGGAUUACCAACUUUAAAAGAAAAACCAAGGGUGAAAUGAAAUUAAGUUGCAGGUUUAGUUUUGUGACACAAGGGGUGCCAAGACCUCCACUUUCCCCUUUGCAUCUGGUACCCGAACAAAGAUUUGUGUCUGUAAUGUUUCAUUAUUAAUGUUUCUCAGAUGCCUGAGGAGUUUGCUUCAUGUUCUCUCUGACGCUUAUCUCAUGCCUGUCUGUAAUUUCCUAAUGUGUUCAGGAUGUUCUCUGAUUAAAAAAACAAAACCUUCCCCUAACCCAGUUAAUAAAAAUUGACAGAUUAUUCAAA
This is a messenger RNA of Onychomys torridus (southern grasshopper mouse), 2784 nucleotides long. It is a transcript of the gene Bcas1, whose product is annotated as brain enriched myelin associated protein 1. Bases 1 to 1854 code for a protein of 617 amino acids. Gene Ontology annotation, biological process: myelination. The record is from RefSeq and is a predicted model, not a curated record. Lineage: Eukaryota; Metazoa; Chordata; Mammalia; Rodentia; Cricetidae. The transcript is spliced from 12 exons.